GUCGCAGCGGACUCUUCCCGGGGGAAGGCGAGCGGAAGGGCGGGCAGCGUGGCACCGGGCGGCGCGGCACCGGGCGGCGCGAUCCCCCUACCCCGGGCCUGCGGGGGCUCGUGACGUCUCGACGUGUGUCCCUGUGCAUGUGUUCGGGCUGUCGGCACGCCACGCCCUCCGUGAUCCCGUGCUGCGAACGGUGGGCCGGUGAGCUGUAGCAUGGCGACAUAUUUUCACCGAAUCACUAUGCUUAGGAAAAUGUCGAUACCCAAAGUGUCUGAUCGACUUCUCGAUGACCGAGCUUGGCAGCCCAACUGGACACAAAGGCAGCCCGUACCCGACGGUGGGGGGCAUGACUUCAGGAGAUAAUGAGUUUUCAGGAGAUGGCCACUUUUCACCAAAAGCUGGCACCAGCAAGCUGCCAACAGAUGCGUCUCCUGACUCCAAAUGCCCUAUCUGCCUUGAUAGAUUUGACAACGUUGCAUAUCUAGACCGCUGCUUGCAUAGAUUCUGUUUCAGCUGUGUCCAAGAGUGGUCAAAGAACAAAGCAGAAUGUCCUCUCUGCAAGCAACCCUUUUUUUCCAUCUUCCAUACAAUUCGUGCUGAAGAUGACUUUAAGGAGUACGUACUCAGCCCUUCAGAAACCAGCUCUUUCGCGAGCCCUGAUGGCCGGAGGUUUCGUUACCGCACCACCUUAACAGGGGAACGACGGACUGGCAAUUCCCCUUCUCGAAGGACGCUGUACCCUCUGGAUAAUGGGAUAUUGUUUGAAGGGCUGUCAAGUGAGCCAGUACAGCAGAGGCAUGGAGAGAUUCAGCAGAUGAUGAGGAGGCUGGCCUCAAGGAGACAAGCGAGUGCUGAGGGCAGGUCUCUGCGACAGAUUCAAGAGGAGGACAUGAUCAACUUCCGCAGGGCUCUGUACCGGACUGGGGUGCGUAUUCGCAGUAUUCAGGAUGGCGGCCGCUAUCGAGACAUUUCAGCAGAGUUUUUCCGCCGCAACCCUGCUUGCCUUCACAGAUUGGUUCCUUGGUUGAAGCGAGAGCUUACAGUCCUGUUUGGUGCUCGUGGAUCUUUGGUUAAUAUUGUGCAGCACAUGAUCAUGAGCACCGUGACUAGGUAUGAUCUAGAAAGUCAGGCCUUUGCUGAUGAUUUAAAGCCGUUUUUGCUGAAUCGGACAGAACACUUUUUACAUGAAUUCAUCAGUUUUGCCCGUUGUCCUUUUAACUUAGAAGCAUAUGAUCAACAUGCCAAUUAUGACUGUCCUGCUCCAUCAUAUGAUGAAGCAAGCCGCUCAGACUCGUCAGUUAUUACAAUAUCUCCGGAUAUGGCAUAUCCUCCAGGGACAGAUAACAGUUUAUCUGUGACUGGUCUUGGUCAGGCCCCCUGGGACGAUGAAACUCCAGGGCCUUCCUAUUCCAUUUCAGAAGAGGUUCAUGCAACCAUAGCUUCUCCUCUGGAGACAUCAGGAAGUUCAGAUGAGGGCUCAGCUACAAAGAAUCAAAGGACCAAACUGCAGACUCAGCCCCAGGCUAACACCGACUCAAACAGCAGUGACUCUUCCUCAGACAAUUGUGUUAUUGUUGGGUAUGUUAAGCCAUUAGCUGAGAGGACACCAGAAGUGGUUGAGCUGUCCUCGGACUCUGAGGAGUCCAUCAGGGAAGAGAAAAAGGAAGAUACAAAGAAACAGCAACCAAUCCAGUGUCGCAACUGGAGUGACAGUGAACCAAGCAGGAGUUUAUCACCACAUUCCCCCACAUAUAAGGAGGAUGUAGGUAGUUGCAGAAGCUGCUUAUCUCCUGCAGUUGAGAAGACAGAGUCAAAAGAUGAUACGAAGAGCAAAUGUAAGAUCAAAAGUCUGUCUCCACGGGACUUGAGCUGGAGUGUCUCUCCAGGGAGUGACACAGUAUGCUUCCCUUGGAGUCACAGGUUGUCAAGAAAGAGGAAGUCCAGGAGCCCACGGUCUUGUUCACGGAACAGUCGAGGUAGUCAUGGCCAUCGGUCUAGGAGGAAGCAUCGGAGCAAGAGCCAGCCUAAAAAAAGACGAUCAAGAAGCAGAGACAGCAGCAAACACAGGAGCAAAAGAAGAAGCAGGAGGUCAAGGGUUCAUGACAGUAAAGUCUCUCUAAGUCGUGAGAGCACACUGUCCAGAGAAGUAAGUAGAUCACGAUCACGUAGCAAAGGUCAUGGCAGAAGAUCGAGAAGCCGAGACAGUGACCGUUAUUAUGUAAGAGACAGUUAUCAAAACAGAUACCAGUGGGGUUAUGCUUUCUGCAGUCGAAAGCCAUUCGGAGAUGGCUAUGAGUCUUCCAGGAGGAGAACUCAGUCCAAUGCCCUCUAUUCAAGGCACACUGCUAGUCCAGAGUACAGGAUACGAUCAUUUAUUGAAAGGACAGAUCCACAUGGCCAGAGAGGACUUCAUGAGAGACAUUAUUACUGUUAUGAAAGAUGCAGGUCAAGGAGCCGGUCAAGCAACCGGUCAAGGACCCCUUCUGGAGGGACUGACAGAAUGAAAAGUGAAAAACCUGGUGGAAAAAGGAAGUACAAAACUCGCCACUUGGAGAAUACAUUAAUGGAGAGCACAAGUCUAGAAAGAGAAAAUGACUCCAAGAAAACUUGCUCAAAAUUCAAUGACUGCUACAAAAAUGAAGACAGCUUUUCAGACAAUCGGGCAAGCGGCGAGACGAAGCGUAAGAAAAAGAAAAAAUACGUGAGAAGUCCAAGUGUGGAAAUAGUCUAUGAAGGUAAGGCAACAGACACAACAAAACAUCUUAAAAAGAAAAAGAAAAAGCAUAAGAAGAAACACCGGAGACAUCAUGUGAAUAAUUCUGCACAUUCUUCUCCAAUGGUGAUUACGAUUGAUAGCGAUAGUAGCAAGGAGGCAGAAAGUACCGAAUGUGACAGGAAUAUUACCUGGACAGGCACAACUCGGAUAAAUGAGAGGGGAAAUGAGUCUCCAUCUUCUUUUCUGGGAAGGACAGGAUGUGGAGAUGUUUACAGAGUUGAUGGUGAAGCUGGAGGAGCAGCAAAAAAGCAUGGUAUUCCUUCCAGAAAAGGGGACUUAAAUGAUGACAUUAGAAACGCUGAUCUUGAGCUUCGAGAAACAGCAGCAGAUCGGAGUAUUGUAGGGGAUACCAGCAGCAACAGCCCUCAUUCAGAAACUGUAACCAGCUAUGUUCAAGAAGCACCAGCAGCGCCUUCCAGUCAACUGCCUUCGCCCAGGAUUUCCUUCCUAGAAUGUCCAGAGAGACAACCGUUGAUACUAAGACUGCCAAAGAGUCUUGUCAACACGUCCUCUUGGUUUGAUUUCCCAGAAGAAAAAAUGUAGCACACUUUCCACCGAACACUUCUUAAAAUUGUGAUGUUCUAACUGCUUUUUUUUUUUUCCCUUUAGAAAUAAGAAAAACACCUGGUGUGAUUUGUGUGUGUAAAAAGAUGUCUGGGAAAUGUAUUAAAACCUUUGAAUGUGUAUGCACUUUUAAGUCAAAGAAUACUCCUAGUACAUAACUUGUAAAGUUUCUCAGAAGACUCUUUGGAAGUUCUAAUUUCGUAAAGCCAUUGUGUAUUCUUGUAGUAUGUAAAAUAUAUCCAUAGAGUAUUUCAAAGUUUUGUCUAGAACAAAAAAGGAGUCCAAACCAAAAGCCAGAAAUUGCAUUUUAUGGGGAUUGUUUUUCCUAGACAGAGGAAAAAUUGCUUUUAGGCUGAAUUCUACAUUAAUUUUAUUCUAUUUGAUUUAAGAUGAUAGUGUGCUGAAAAGUAGUCAGCAAUUUCUAUAUAGACUUGUCCUUAGGACUUCCGGUAUUAUAGAAGUGAACUACAUGAAAUUGCAAAUAAAGCAAUAAGACUUUUUUAAAAA
Messenger RNA from Colius striatus (speckled mousebird), 3844 nucleotides. It is a transcript of the gene TOPORS, whose product is annotated as TOP1 binding arginine/serine rich protein, E3 ubiquitin ligase. The coding region runs from base 284 to 3316 and encodes 1010 amino acids. The record is from RefSeq and is a predicted model, not a curated record. Lineage: Eukaryota; Metazoa; Chordata; Aves; Coliiformes; Coliidae. Gene Ontology annotation, biological process: protein polyubiquitination; protein monoubiquitination. Gene Ontology annotation, molecular function: ubiquitin protein ligase activity; metal ion binding. The transcript is spliced from 2 exons.